This is a messenger RNA of Lingula anatina, 2957 nucleotides long. RefSeq lists its product as uncharacterized. Gene Ontology annotation, molecular function: oxidoreductase activity, acting on paired donors, with incorporation or reduction of molecular oxygen, reduced ascorbate as one donor, and incorporation of one atom of oxygen. The record is from RefSeq and is a predicted model, not a curated record. Lineage: Eukaryota; Metazoa; Brachiopoda; Lingulata; Lingulida; Lingulidae.
AUGGCGUCGACCAGAGAGCUGUCGUGCUUGGCCUGUUUUAUAAACAUUCUAAUAAUCGGGGUGGACGGUCACCUGGAAGAAGGCACUCACGACUUUGUAGGGCAUCGAGCGGAUACAGAUUACCAGAAAGGGUUCGAUUUGGUCAAUGAUGUCAAAUAUGCUUGGUCUCAUAAUGAAAUCAGUUCGAGAGCCGCUUUUCAUAAUUUCUUAAACUUAAAGAAGAAAUAUGGCCACAUUUCCGCGCAAGCUCGCCGAAAAUUAAUAGGAGACGCCAACAUUCAGGAGCGUGUUAGAAAACACAACUUUCAGCACAGUUUGAGCCUGACACACGUCCCAGGAAACGCAGCAGAACCUUUUAAACUGAGUACAGUGAACGGUUGGAUGAAAGACGAGGUCCUCGUGUACCCUUCUCCGCUCUUCCUCAACUCGUCAAUCCUUUUCCAUGCCUUUAAUUCACACUCGGGUUUUCUGGACGCUCUAUGGAAUAGCAAUGACUCCUUGGCGUCCGCCAUGUCUAUGCUGAAUUCCACCACUGUUAAUGUCCACUAUGUGUUCCUGGCACAGGAAGGGGACGCUUUAAGCAUGGCGGGACUGUUGAUUAAAGCUGCUCAUGCUGUAAAAAGACCAGAGCUGUUAUCCAACCUUCAUUUUGCCUUACACCCAGUGUACAAGUUGGGCAACUGGAUCCCUGGUUUACUGAAGGAAUGGCAGUGUCAGGAUCAUGGAUGUGGACUGGAUCAACUGGUACUGGAUGAUAAAGUUGGUGUCCCUGAGGUUCUGAUGCGUCUGGAUGCUCACUAUGACUGGUUGCCAUCCCCAGUGUCAGUGUUUGGAAACAAGAGCACGGCAGUGAGGUCCAUGCUUGGCCUUGGUAAUGGCUGCAGGAAGGAGCCAUCAGUGAAAGGAAUGCUAGCCUAUGUCCUUGACGGGAGUGAUUGUUCUUAUUUUGAUAAGAUCAGCAGUAUGGAGGCGUCAGGUGCAGCAGGUGUGAUAGUUCAGGCACAACCUAACAGCUCUGUCUUUGACAUGAAGUGUGUGGGGAAGCAGUGUGAUGUACAACUCAGUAUACCUGCCACUGUGGUCAGAACUGACAAUACUAGACUAAUGAACAGGUUGAAAUUGGGGACUGUCAUGGCAUCCUUCCAGAACACACCAAGUGAUAACUUCUAUGUGGGAAUUGACACCAGGGGGCUCCUGGCAGAGACAGGCUGGUUCCUCUACCCGUCCCUGCAGUUUCUGGCUUGGCAGGCACAGUGGUUCACAUACAGACAGUUCCUAGAUGCCAGACUCUCUCGUCCAUGUACUGUAAUUCCUGUAUUCAACCACACCCGUAUGCAGGGAGCCAAGGGAGCCGUAGCAACUGUCAAGUUACCCAACAUCAAUGAGCUGCAUCAGUACAGCAGGAUAGAACUUGACAUGUCUCUGUCGUGUCCGGGGACGCGGGACGUGGACUGCGCUCACUGGGACCACACCGUCCAGUUAUAUGUCUGCUGUAAUAGGACAGAUGGACAGCUGUGUAAUGCUGAGCUGGGACGUUGGAUUAGCCCCUUCAGGAGGCGUAUUGGUCGCUGGCUGACAGAUGUGUCCAGUCUCCGCCCCCUGCUUGAGUCCAGCAAUGGUCAGUGUACCUUGACCAUGAAGACUGCCCCCUGGGCCCUGCCCUGGAUGCCUUCAUUGAACCUCAGACUGUGUAGAAAUAAAGGUAAGACUGCCCCCUGGGCCCUGCCCUGGAUGCCUUCAUUGAACCUCAGACUGUGUAGAAAUAAAGAUGUGACUCCAACACCAUCUACAGUUCAGCCAUUAUGGUCGCCAGGGGCAACCUUUGAUAAAAACUACAAUAAGCACUUUCAGCCUAUUUCAUUUAAUGUUCAGAAUAAUGUGAAGAAGGUGGAGUUGGUGUCAGUGAUCACAGGGCAUGGGAGUGAUGAGAAUGGUUGUGGAGAGUUUUGUCCGACAUCGCACCACUUUGUUGUCAAUGGGAAAACUUACAGUAGAACAUUUGACACUGCAGGGACCCCCUUGGGGUGUGCAGACAGAGUCCCCCAGGGGGUCACCCCCAAUGAACAUGGCACCUGGCUGUAUGGCAGAGAUGGCUGGUGUGACGGACAGCAAGUGGAUCCUUGGGUCAUAGAUGUAACCAGUGCAGUGAAGAUAGGACAAGUGAACACAGUCUCUUACUAUGGCUGGUAUAAAGGAAGAGACCCCAACCCACAACACAACCCUGGGGUCAUGAUAUUCUACUCAUAUCUAGUGACAUAUACUUAGUAACAGGUGCUUGAGAUGGUGACAGAUAUAACUGUUCAGUUAUACAAUCCAGGGUUAUGAUUGUGAAAUACCUCGACUACUAGUACAUCAACCCUGAAAAAAGUCUUUUAUUGUGUGUUUAUCAUACAGGUUACUUUUGACAAACAAAUUUGCACUCUCAUUGACAUUAGUCAGUAUUAUCAGAUUCAUUUUAUUCAGAGAUUAAAGUUCAAGGAUUUUUCUGCAUACGAAGAGCUUCACAAUUGUAAUAUCAAAUUCUAAUCACUAAGAAAUAUUUAAAAGCAUUCCAACAUCUAAGUGAUUAAUGCUGGACCAGUCACUUUAUCUUAUGACAACAAAUUGCUGCUCUAGUGUGAAAUAAAAAAUGACCAUUGUGGGUGAAGGUCAUCAUUACCACUAUGAGGUCAAGGUCAAGUAUAAUAGUUCUGACCUUGACCUCCAUAAAAUGACCUUAACUGUUACUUUUCCACUGAUUCUCUCGUCUGUGAUAAGGCAUCAACAGCUAUAAAUAAUAUAUUGUUAUAUACAUCUUUAUGAAUAAGAGAUUGACUAUAUUUAUAUUUAGCAGCUGUUUUUAGGAUAUUGUCAUAAUUGCGAUGUAUACUAUCGCGCAUAUUUGUAUAAAUAUGAAAAUGUACAUUCUGAAAAUAUAUUGCAUUUUGUACAGAAUGUCUUUCCCGGUAAAGUUGUUU